Molecule: messenger RNA, 1224 nt
Organism: Crotalus tigris (Tiger rattlesnake)
Lineage: Eukaryota; Metazoa; Chordata; Lepidosauria; Squamata; Viperidae
Product: cystatin-like
Exons: 3
Coding region: 453-905 (150 amino acids)
Molecular function (GO): cysteine-type endopeptidase inhibitor activity
Source: RefSeq, a predicted model, not a curated record
UUUCUCUAGACUGGCCAAACCCAUAUCCUGCAACCGUUCUUCACGUUUUUUGUCUGCAGGCCUUUGAGUUGCUCUUCUCUGCAAUUUUCCCAAAAUCUCAACAACUUUUUUGUAACGUGGUGACCAAAACUGGAUGCCACAUUCUCCAGAAGCCCCCCAAUCACCCUUGUUGCUCUUCGCUUGAGCAGGAACUCCUCAUUCCCCCCUCCCACGAUGUCAGCCUAACCUCAGCUGGGGAGAGGGGGGACCCAGGGGAUGGGGAGGCUCUGAGCACCUGGGCAGGGGAGAUGGGCCAGCCACAGGGGCGGGGCUUCUGGGGAAUGGGCGUGGCCUCUGCACAGGUAAGAUCCCCUGCCACCUGAGGCUCCCGCAGAGCGUUGCGGUCCAGGCUGACUGUUCGGAUUGCUCGCUUUGCACCCGUGCCUGCCCUCUAUCUCUCUCUCAACAGCCCCAUGAUGCACUCCCAGAUGCCAGUCCAGUCCCUUCUCUGCGCCCUCCUGAUGCUGCCUCUGGGGGUGCCCCAGGGUCUUGUCGAAUUGCGCCUCUCAGAUCAGGGGGUGCAGCAGGCUGCAGCCUUUGCCGUGCAGGAAUACAACAACGACCAACAAGACGCUCCCUCCUAUUUUAAAAAGCUGCAAGUUGUGUACGCUCAAUCACCGGUGAAUUUUCCCAACGUAUACCAUCUUACUGUCGCGUUGGUGAAAACUGCAUGUCUAAAGAGGCCCGGUACCACAAUGGCGUACGUGAAGAUCCAGCAAUGUCCUCUAUUUCCAGGCCAUCCGCAGGUAACCUGCUACUUUAAAAUCACAUCUUAUCAUGGGGAUACUAUGAGCUUGGAUGUCCAAAUGUGCCUUGAUUCUCUUGACAGAGAGGUGCAAUGGAGUCCCGAACAUCGCCAUCUCUGAGUUUCUGAAAUUGUUCCUUGACAUACACAGAGGCCUUUCCUGGCGCUUCUGUUUUCUCUAAUUUUCAUCUUUGAGAAGAAUCGACAUUUUGCUCAUUCAGUCGAUUAGUCUUAAUAAAGCGAUCAUCAUGGCGUUCCGUCUUGUCUUCCUUUCUUGUCCAAAUCCCAUCCAGCCUUUCCGUUUUCACGGCGACAGCACAAUGACACCAUGGCUUGUUCAAGAAAGCCUCCAGCCAUUUGGGGUACUUUCCAAACUUCUGGAAAGUUUGAUCCGUUUGACAGUUUUCAAGAAGUGCAAUUAAGAUUUUUAACAGAAUUAA